Synchiropus splendidus (mandarinfish) is the source of this 3669-nucleotide messenger RNA. It is a transcript of the gene lgi3, whose product is annotated as leucine-rich repeat LGI family, member 3. The record is from RefSeq and is a predicted model, not a curated record. Gene Ontology annotation, cellular component: synaptic vesicle. NCBI's taxonomy places the organism in Eukaryota, Metazoa, Chordata, Actinopteri, Syngnathiformes, Callionymidae. Gene Ontology annotation, molecular function: protein binding. The transcript is spliced from 11 exons. Gene Ontology annotation, biological process: regulation of exocytosis. Bases 1 to 2166 code for a protein of 721 amino acids.
AUGACGGAGCUUCCAGCUGCCGCUUCAUGCUCCGUUUCUCUACACCAUGCCGUGACGCUGGUUCCCACAGGAGGCGGAGAUCGGCUGGAGGUCCUGGCCAAACUGUGCCUGAAGACUGUGGAAAGUGGUGCUGAAAGUGACGUCCACAGACCUGGUGACGCACAGCAGCAGCUGUUCUCUCUGGGACAACAGGGUCGUUGUGGCGCCUCGGUGGCGACGCCUGGUACCGACACCUCUGUCCGCUGGAUCCUGCUGCGGAGGCCCGUCUUCUGCAGAGCCCCUCUUGUGCGCUCUCCUUCACGCCUGAUAAGAAACCUGCCCUGGGCCCUGAAGUUCCCUGUGAUCGUGGGUCAGGAGCGCAGCCUGCAGUUACUGCAGCGCACUCACGCCCACUCACCCCCCCCCCACACCUCCCCACCUCCCCUCUGCCUGUGCAUCCUCCUCUCUGCCGAGCAGAAUCAGAACAGCCGAGCAGCAAGUCGCCGCGCUCCGCUCCUGCUGCCUCAGACGGAAACUUCUCCCGGCCUGAAGAUGCUGGAGCUCAGAUGGCUCCGCCUGCUGCUCCUCUGCCUGCUGCUCCUCUGCCUGCCCUGGGACUCCGCCACCAAGAAGGUGGUGAAGACCCCCCGCUGCCCGGCGACCUGCUCCUGCACCAAAGACAGCGCCUUCUGCGUGGACACCAAGGCCAUUCCCAAGAGCUUCCCUCCUGGAAUCAUCUCCCUGACCAUGGUGAACGCAGCCUUCACGACCAUCCCAGAAGGAGCUUUUUCUCAUCUUAACCUGCUGCAGUUCCUGCUCCUCAACUCCAACACCUUCACCGUGAUUUCUGACGACGCCUUUGCAGGACUCUCCCACCUCCAGUACCUCUUCAUCGAGAACAACGACAUCCAGACCCUCUCAAAGUUCACUUUCCGAGGACUCAAGUCCCUGACCCACUUGUCUCUGUCCAACAACAAUCUGCAACAGCUUCCGAGAGACCUCUUCAAGCAGCUGGACAUCCUGACUGACCUGGACCUCAGAGGCAACUCGUUCCGGUGUGACUGCAAGAUCAAGUGGCUGGUGGACUGGAUCCAGAAGACCAACACUUCAGUCCCUGCCAUCUACUGCGCCAGCCCUUUUGAGUUCCAGGGGCGAAGAAUCCAGGAUCUAGCAGCGCGAGACUUCAACUGCAUCAGCGCAGAUUUCGCCGUCUAUGAAACGUUCCCCUUCCACUCGGUGUCCGUGGAGUCGUACGAGUUUGGGGGAGAUCAGUUUGUGGUCUUCGCUCAGCCGGAUACUGGCUUCUGCACCCUGUUCGUCUGGGAUCACGUCGAGUUAAUAUUCCGGAAGUUUCACAACAUCACGUCUCGAUCGGCCGUGUACUGCAAACCUGUCGUCAUCAACAACACGGUCUACAUGGUUGUUGCUCAGCUCUUCGGGGGAUCGCACAUCUACAAGUGGGAAGAAGAUCCCCAGCGAUUCAUCAAGAUCCAAGACAUCGACACCACUCGGGUCAGGAAGCCCAACUUUGUGGAGACCUUCCAGCUGGACGGGGAAUGGUACUUUGUGGUGGCAGACAGCUCCAAGGCUGGCUCCACAAGCAUCUAUCGGUGGAACAGCAACGGUUUCUACUCCCACCAGUCCCUCCACCCCUGGCAUCGAGACACCCACGUCGAGUUCCUGGACGUCGGCGGGAAGCCACACCUGAUACUCUCCAGCGCCUCCCAGCCACCUGUGGUAUAUCAGUGGAACCGUAACCAAAAGCAGUUUGUGGUGUUCUCCCAAAUCACCGAGCUGGCAGACGUCCAGAUGGUCAAGCAUUUCUGGGUGAGGAAGGUCCUGUACCUGUGUCUCACCAGAUUCAUCGGUGACUCGAAGAUCCUUCGCUGGGAAGGACAGCGUUUUAUAGAGAUCCAGACUCUCCCGUCCCGUGGCUCCAUGUCGGUCUACCCUUUCAUGGUGGGUCUCCGCCAGUACCUCAUCCUUGGGAGUGACUUCUCCUUCUCCAGAGUCUACCUGUGGGACGACCUCACCCAGCGCUUCCAGCCCUUCCAGGAGCUCAACAUGAGAGCACCGCGGGGCUUUAGCCUGGUGUCUGUCGACAACAAAGACAUCAUGCUGGUGGCCAGCUUUAAAGGCAACACCCUGGCGUACCAGCACCUUCUGGUGGACCUCAGUGCCAAGUAGAGUUUGGAAUCGAGCACUGAUCAUCCGAUUUAUAAAUGACAUAUGCUUUUGUUUAGGGAUGCACCAAUACCAGGUUCUUUCCAAACGAAUCGAGUGUACAAGUACUUGCAUUUGAGUACUCACCGAUACCGAGUACUUACUAUUUCACAAAAAGUUGCUUAGAGUUUUGUCAUAAACUGACAUUCGUAAAAUGCGCGCUGCCGUAAAGUGGUAUCGGACAGAUAUCCAAUACCGGUAUCGGUGCAUCCCUACUUUGAUAAAAAUCAACGGCUAAGCGAGACUUUUAUGUUCAAGCCUUUUGACUUUUUAAUGUUUUGUUUUUCUUUCCAUGACAAAUGGUGGUGGCUAAUAUGCUAAUUGUUAUGAAGUUCUCUACGGAACACGACAGAUUUAGUUGGUUGGAGCAAUAAUUUCUCAAGGCUAUGUCACAGCACAUGCUUUUAGUCAGACUUGUUGCGCUAGGUUGAAGUUCUUUGGUGCAUCUGGAUCACUUUUGAAACUCUCCAUAUUUGGCAAACUCCUGAUCCACUUUCAGAAUAUGACAGUGAAUAUGCGUUAAUCUGUGGCGCAUAAAUAUUGCACCCAGUAAGUACAGCAGCAGUUCCAACACCAUCAUUAAUUCAUAGUUUGCAGCAUGUAACACUUGAGCGUCUUCGACUGUGAGCACCACAUUUUUUUGGCCACCACGGCAUAACUUGAGUGCUCGCUAGCAUCGUGCAGCUCUGUUGCCUUUAGCAUGUCGAGAGGUACAUUAAAAAAACCUUUAGAUUCUAGUUGUGUUUUUAACGUGGCACAGCAACAACAACAGUUGUGUACUACUCACCAGGGUGUGCGGCAUCAACUCCUUUGAUCAGUUACUGUCACUAGUUCCUUUGUUGGUGACCAAGGCACCGGCGGUGAGAAUGCAUGUCCGUCUCUCCAAGUUUGGACACCAGAACGUGCUUGUGAAACCUGUGACAUCAUGACCUUUGGACUAUCUUUUUUAAAUUAUUGUGUCAUAUAGAACAGAAAGGAGGUGGAAUGUCUUGUUCACACGUGAUUGAGGAAACGCACGUGUUCAUCUACAGUUGAGGAAGUAGUAAUGAAGGGUAGAUGAGGCUUCGUGACACAGUAGUGAAGGGCAGAUGAGGCAUCAUGAAACAGUGUCCUGAUUUUCAGAGGCCACCAGAUGGUGCUGUCUGGUGUGAAAUGUUUGGACUUGAACAACUAAUUCAAAUGAAACCUCACAUCAUUUCUACACCAAGAGCUAAAAUGAGGACACUAUUUCAUCCACCCUGCAAACUGUUUCAUGAUGCCUCAUCUACCCAUCACUGAGGAGUAAAACACAGCAACAUAUUGAAAAUGAAGGUGAAAAUGCAGUUACUAUAUAAGUCUGACACUUGUUACCCAAAACCUUGUCUCAGAUUCCGUUGAAGCAUUUGUUUGUUCUGAUCAUUUCCUCGUAGACAGGUUUGAUCUGGACUCAGUAAAAAAAAUAUUAAAUAAAAAAAACAAUACAAGUGU